UCCGCAGCUGGGGCGUUGGUGCGAAUUGUCUCUUCCUGUGUGAACAUGGUGCGGACCAAAGCAAACUACGUCCCGGGAGCCUACAGAAAAGUGGUGGCUUCUCGAGCCCCCAGGAAGGUGCUUGGCUCCUCCACCUUUGUCACCAGUUCUUCAUCGUGUUCGUCGAGAAAAGCUGAAAAUAAGUAUGCAGGAGGGAAUCCAGUUUGUGUGCGCCCAACUCCAAAGUGGCAAAAAGGCAUUGGAGAAUUCUUCAGGCUGUCUCGUAAAGAUCCUGAAAAAGAGAACCAGGUUCCUGAGGAAGCAGGAUGCAGUGGCUUAGGAACAUCGAAAAGAAAAGCAUGUCCUUUGCAACCUGAUCACCCAGAUGACGAAAAUGAAUAGAACUUACUCAUCUGAAUAAUGUCUUCAGUUUACUUAGGUAUUCUGGGAUGUAAAUUUGGGUAGAUGUGUUUGUUUAUUUGACUUGUUGACUACGCAUUCAUGUAGCCAUUCAAAACAACUGGCUGU
Messenger RNA from Arvicola amphibius (Eurasian water vole), 507 nucleotides. Its product is annotated as PCNA-associated factor-like. Gene Ontology annotation, cellular component: nucleus. Gene Ontology annotation, biological process: translesion synthesis; regulation of cell cycle. Lineage: Eukaryota; Metazoa; Chordata; Mammalia; Rodentia; Cricetidae. The record is from RefSeq and is a predicted model, not a curated record. Gene Ontology annotation, molecular function: chromatin binding. The transcript has a single exon. Bases 46 to 381 code for a protein of 111 amino acids.